Ectocarpus siliculosus is the source of this 1890-nucleotide messenger RNA. Lineage: Eukaryota; Phaeophyceae; Ectocarpales; Ectocarpaceae. The record is from the annotation of a GenBank genome assembly.
CAAUAUUUACACCGUUAUAUUAGUUUCGAAGAGAAGGAUCAAUACCCCAGAAAGCCAGAACAAACGCGACAAAAGGAGCACAAAAAUCGAAGGUGCCAGCCUGGCAACAGAGCUGCAAAUAUUAAUAUUUUGCAUGUCCAAGGGAAUUUGGUAUUGCUGGAACAGAUCUCGAUUCGAUGGGCCACACAACGAACAUAGGUCAAACGCCUGCCAACUGACGAGCAAUGCUCGCUGUUUCCUCGCAGGGGAGGAGGGGAGGCAUCAACAAAAGCCGAUUGGCAUUAUUUUCAGACGAACCAAGAAAUUAUACUACUGUGAGUACGAAAGACGAACCUCGAAAGGAUUGAACCAUGACAGCUACACAUUUAUAGCAACGAAGGAGGCUCGAAAGGAUUGAACCAGAACCACACACUAUAAGAAAGCAGGAGACUCGACAGGACUGAUGCACAACGACAAAUUAUAGAAGAUGACUCGAAAGGAUUGGACCACCAAAACUACACAAUAUCGCGAAGAAGGAGACUCGAAAGGAUUGAACCACAACUACGUAACUACAAAUUAUAGAAGGAGAUUCGAAAGGAUUAACCUUACCUACACAUUAUAGAAAGGAGACUCGACCGGACUCAACCACAACUAUCAAUUAGAAUAGGGGACCCGCAAGGAUGGACCGCCAACUUUUCUCCCUUUCCACAAUAUAUAUCUCCACAACAAUAGCUACAUAGGCUCCAACCUCGGUCCUCCGUGCCAACCAACAACACGCACGCCCACGACUUGCAACAUGCCACGACGAAGAUGCUGAUUGUGUGUGUCCUCUGUUUCUUGAUAAUGUACAAUUCAUCCAUCCCACAACGCGCCUUGACGUCUUUUCCGACCUACCUGCCAGACUUGCUCUUCACUCUCCAAAACCCCCCAAGGCUCUACAACAACAACAACAACAAGGUCCCUUCGGCACAGGCCGAAUGAAAAAUGCUCCAAAACGGGGCCAAACAAUAACGAAGCACUGAAAAAACAGCCAGAGAGAAGCCGGUAAAACACCCACAAAACAGCACACCCGGUCUACAUGACCCCUACCUAUCAGACUGGAAAACGGUUAUUUAUCGGAAAAACACACGGCAAAAAAAAAAGAAAAACUGCGUGGGACAGGGACAUCUCUCGCACAAGAAAAUAGAAAUCAUCACCUCAGACUCGGCGAAGUCAAUAGCUGACAACGGAGCACCACACUCACGUGUAUCACUCUACUUACAUACGCAUAGCAACCGAAACAGUGCAGUUUUCACGACUUGUCGCGGAAACAAGUUCACAACGCGAUUGAAUUGCGCAUGCAUUUCACGGAGAUACCUUCCGUCGAACCCGCCGAGGCGUGGGGUGUGCGCCCUCAUCGAUCGGUCAUGUAUUAGGGAAAAUAAAUACACACAGAAAAACUACCCGUUCGAGAUAUACCCGCAGUCGAACUGGAUGUGUGCAACAAGCCGAGACAGGGAAAAAUAAGAAAUAGACACGCAUACGAACGCUAGUUUUCCCGACGCCGCUCUGAGCCCAACUCAGGCUUUUCGCAGAGCCUUCUACGGUACACUGGGCCGCAGCAUCCUGGAAGUCAUCCCGCGUGUGCCAGGAGGUAUGUCUACGUAUCAAUCUGUGAGAGAUAUGCCAUACCAACCACCACAUGACGCCCUCCCAUCUCACGUCACAUUUUGGCGGAUACACCUUGCCGCACACCCCCAAGUCCAUACAUGCCCCCAACUUCAAUACAGGACAAACCGUUUCAAUGCGAACAGAAUUUCAUCCCUCAAUACGAACACGGGUGGGUGAGAGGGGAUAGACUACACGGCAACAACACUCCAUCACUCCCCCUUCAAAUUGAUCAAAUACACGUGAAGGGAUAAACCGCAUAUU